Molecule: messenger RNA, 3248 nt
Organism: Cryptomeria japonica (Japanese cedar)
Lineage: Eukaryota; Viridiplantae; Streptophyta; Pinopsida; Cupressales; Cupressaceae
Product: LRR receptor-like serine/threonine-protein kinase GSO2
Exons: 5
Coding region: 369-3248 (959 amino acids)
Molecular function (GO): protein binding
Source: RefSeq, a predicted model, not a curated record
UAUAUGCCUAUAUAAUCUCAUUACCAUAUGCCUUCUCCUAUCCUGCUCAAAUGCAAAUUCAGUUCAGCUUCAGGUGAAACAACCGAAUUUUUAAGAUGGGGAGGUACUUCGGGUACUUAUGUUUUUUUAUUGUGUUGACAUGGUUUUGGGUGACGAUCAGCUGCAAUGUUGUGUGCUUAAGGAAGGAAAGAGAUGCCCUCAUUGCUUUCAAGAAUGAGAUAUAUCCUUCACUUAGCUUUAGUUCAUAGAAUGGACUAAAUUGUUGUGAGUGGCGUGGUGUUGAAUGCAGCCGAGAGACAUCCCAUGUCAUCAAAUUUCAUCUUUCUCAAUUUUCAGUAGAUAUCAAUAAAGGUUAUCCGACAACUGGCAUGCUUUCUCCUGCACUGUUCAAAUUGAAGAAUCUGGAGCAUUUGGAUUUGAGCGCCAAUUUCUUGAGUGGCGUUAUACCCGCAGAGCUUUCUAGUCUACACCGACUGAAGCAUCUCGAUCUCAGCUUCAAUUAUUUUGAAGACCACAUUUUGAAGCAUAUAUCCUCCCUUCACAAUUUGAUUUAUCUCAACUUGUCCUAUGCUGGUGUUGAUCUGGACGGUAGCAUUCAGUGGCGUCUGGGAAAUAUUUCCCAACUGCAAGUUAUAAAUCUUUCUAGCAGGCUAUACAUCCAGGAGGAGUCUUCCUUUUUCAGUUAUUACUGUGGACCAGUGUACAGUUCCAGUUUGGAGUGGACAGAAAUUGUGCAAGGGUUACAACAUUUGUCGCUUCAAGGGGUCGAACUGAAUAUGACGGGAGAGCAAUUGGAAGCUCCACUUUCUUGGCUCCACAAUCUCCGCCACCUCAACCUCAAAGACUGUGCUCUGUCCGGCCACGUCCCCAAUGCUUUACAAAACCUCAGCCACCUGUCCCACCUGCAGCUUGGAACUAUCAUGUCUUAUGUGCUUUUGGUUCAGAGACAGGUUCAGAAUUCUACAAAUGUGCCCCCUGAGUUGGGGGGGAUUCCUUCUUUGGAAGUACUGUAUCUAGACAACAAUCAGCUUAACGGUAGCAUUCCUACUUCUCUUAGGUGUUUGAGUCGGCUUUCUAGCCUUAAUCUCGCUAAGAACAAUUUAGAAGGCUACAUUUCUCUUCAUUUCUUUGAAAAUGCUACCAGGCUUGUUGAGCUCGUGCUUUCCUACAAUAAAUUGACAGUUCUUAUUGAGCCCGAAUGGAUACCUCCAAUGCAGUUUAAAGACUUGGGGUUGGGUUCUUGUAAUAUUGGGGGUCUGAUUCCUGCAUUCCUUUCAACACAAUAUAGCUUGCGGUAUUUGGAUCUCUCCAACAACAGUCUUUUUGGAAACAUUCCAGCUUGGUUUGGGGACCUUUCAACUUUGGCAGAUCUUUACAUGUCGCAUAAUAACUUGCAAGGUGAACUCCCUUCCACCUUUGAUAUAACUUAUUAUUCCCAGAUAUAUUUGGAUGAUAAUAUGUUGACCGGGUCUGUUCCCGUUCCUUCUGUGCCCGCAUCAAUUUUGGACGUGUUGGAUCUGUCCCAGAAUAGAUAUACCGGCUUUAUCCCAGUGGAGAUUGGUUCGCUUCUUCCCGCCAUUCAGUUCUUGUUAUACUCUCAAAAUGAUUUAAGAGGUGACAUUCCCACCUCCAUUGGUCUUAUGCAAGACCUACAGGAUUUGGAUCUAUCAGAUAACAACUUUGAGGGUAAAAUACCACCAAUCCUCACCAACUGCUCAGCUUUGAAAAGACUAAAUCUGGCGAACAAUAAAUUGAGUGGAGAGAUUCCAUCCAAUAUAGGAAGCCUACGCCAACUCGAAAAGCUUCAUCUCAGUGACAACAUGCUUAAGGGAAACUUGCCGUUUGGUGUCCAAAACUGUUCGAAGUUGCAGAUUUUAGAUGUGGCUCAUAAUUUCUUGUCGGGGAACAUACCUCUUUGGUUAGGGCAGCUUUCUGACUUGAUGAUACUUGUUUUGAGGUCAAACAAGUUUCGUGGGCGGAUACCACAUGCAUUAGGCAAUCUUUCAAGUCUCCAUGUCUUAGAUAUCUCCCACAAUAAUUUGACUGGUGCUAUCCCACCAGAGCUGGGGAGAUUUGCAGCUAUUAUUGCCGGACAGCCGGGAGAAUCAAAUGUCUUAGCUGGUCGGUCCGUUAAUGGCCGUCCUUACUAUUACAAGGAAGAGGUCAACGUGAGCAACAAAAGAUUGAACCUAGCCUAUGGGGAUUCUGUUCUCUUACUUAUAACAGCCAUUGAUCUUUCUUCAAAUCAGCUUUCGGGUGACAUUCCUUCAGAAAUUGGCAACCUUAAGCAUUUACAUGUCCUGAAUUUGUCAGGUAAUAGUCUUACAGGAGAGAUUCCAGUAAGUUUUGGCUUGUUAGAGCAGUUAGAAUCAUUGGAUCUUUCAAAUAAUAAAUUACAUGGAAGAAUCCCAGUUGAGAUGGUACAACUUUCCUUUUUGAGUUUCUUCAUUGUGUCCAACAACAUGCUUUGUGGAAGAAUCCCAACAGGGCGUCAGUUCUCCAAAUUCAAUUCUACUUACUUUUCAGGGAACCCAGGUCUGUGUGGGUUUCCAGUUGACAAGAGAUCAUGUAGUUGUGAGCACAACUCAUCUGCAGGUAUGCCACCGGUUUCUCAAGAUGAAGAGGAUGAAGAGGAAGAAGAAAUCCCAUGGUAUUGGUAUGUAAGUUGGAUGGCAAGCUUUGCUGUUGGAUUGUGGGGAGUGUUUGGAGUCCUUUGUCUGAAAAAGAAAUGGCGAAUAAUUUACAUUCGAGUCCUAGAUGGAUAUGUUGACCUGGUGGAUGGGGACCCACAAGCAGGUGACAAGCCUAUCGAUGCUGGUGGAGAAAAUGGAGAAUCACGUGCUGGAGACAUUCCUAGGCAGGAACCUAUUCGAAGGGACAGUGGUCAGUCUUGGACUUCUCUAUUUAGUGUCAAAUCGAGUGGAAAGUCCUUGCUCCCUCCAGUUCGUAAUAUCUCAGACCCAGAAAAAGGUAGAUUUUCUAUUGAAAUUCCAAACCUUGUUAUUGAGCACAAUAUUAAUUUUAUGGCAAUGACACUGGUUGGAAAUUUUUUGGGCUUGAGGCCAAAUAUUGAUAUUGUUAAGGCAUUUGCCAAAUGCAAAUGGGUGCUUAAAGGUCAAGUAGAGAUCACUGCUAUGUCCAAAGGGGUGUUGUCAUUGGCUUUCUCUUGUAAGGAAGACAUGUCAAGAGUGCUUAGUGAUGGCCCUUGGCUGAUUGGUAAAUCAAUGCUAGCUUUGCAAAAAUGGUAG